AUGGAGCAGGCAGGCUUGGUUCUGGGCAACAUUGCCAUGUCCAGUUUUUUGACCACGUGUCUGGAUGGGUGCAACUACGUGACGCUGGAUGCCCAACAUGGAGGAGAAUUCAACAUGGCCUUCACGAAGCUCCUCCUCCUGAGAGGCUGGCUCACUGCGGUGGGGUCGACGGUUCGCGGGACUUCUUCGGCCAACCAUCCGCCAGCGAUGCAAGCACAGUUGGAAUACCAGAAGCAGGUGGUCAGAGUCAGCGUCGAGAGCUUGAGGCGGCUGCUGCAGCACUCGAAGAAGUACCAUGAGAAGUCCGGGCUCAAAAUCAGGGCGGACAGGUCUGAAGGAGUGGUGCAUGUAGGUGAGAUGGCGGCGAUCGAGCCAGCGUUCUAUGAGACAGAGGGCGCAGUCCCAGAGCAAGAUCCCUAUUCAGAUUCUCCUCACUUAUCCUCGUUCACCAAGACGGCCCCGGGUCAAGCCCAGACGCUGGAACAUCAUCGCAAUGUCGAAGCCCACAUUGCGGACCUCGACAACUUUGUGAACAGACUCGACUAUCUGCUUCAAUAUCUCGGGCUGGUCGACGACGACGCGAUGCAGGUCGAGCUGGUAGAGCGAGCGAUGGAGGCCAUCCCUGAGCCAGCCAGCAUUCGGUUGUUGCUUCAAGCUUCCGGGUCCGACUCCCACGUCCCCGAAGGCAUCUUCCCCACCGCUGCAGCUGCUGGUGCCGCCAACUUCGCGGCCACGGGCCUUGCCGAACCGACCAAGUUAGCAAGUCAUCAGUACAUUCGAAAUCUCAUCAAGGAGCAAGCAAUGACCGUCAUGGGGGACGUGGGACACGUCAACGGCAGCGCCAGGAGUUUUUACCAGGAGAACGAGAUGAGUGGAAGAUCGCAAGCCGUCCUGGGCAACGUUGACGGCGCCUUUGGAGUGGGUUUCUUUGGCAGGACCCAGACCGACAAAUCUUAG
Molecule: messenger RNA, 957 nt
Organism: Fonsecaea monophora
Lineage: Eukaryota; Fungi; Ascomycota; Eurotiomycetes; Chaetothyriales; Herpotrichiellaceae
Exons: 1
Coding region: 1-957 (318 amino acids)
Source: RefSeq, a predicted model, not a curated record